AUGACCUCCCUUCCAAAGACCUUCAAGGCCGUCGUCAUCACAGAGGCCAAUGGCCCCUUCAAGCUGCAGGAUGUGGAGCUCCAGCAUCCCGGUCCAGGCCAAGUACUUGUCAAAGUCCUCGCCUGCGGUGUGUGCUUCUCAGACGUCGGCAUUGCCGGCGGCCACUUCGGCAACGUCUUCCCCCGAAUUCCAGGCCACGAAAUUGUCGGCGAUGUCGUCGAGCUGGGCGACGGGGUGAACAACAUCUCCAAGGGUCAGCGUGUAGGCGGCCCAUGGCACGGCGGCCACGACGGCCACUGCAAACAAUGCCAGCGUAGCCAGUUCCAAAUGUGCCAGAACGAGCUCGUCAAUGGAUAUACCAAAGACGGCGGUUUCGCAGAAUACGUGCUCCUGCGCCAGGAAGCUGUUGUUCGUAUCCCCAAAGAAGCUGACCCUGCUGAGGUUGCUCCCUUGCUCUGCGCUGGCGUCACCGUCUUCAAUGGCAUUCGGAAGAUGCAUGUCGAGCAGGGAGGCUUGGUUGCCGUCCAGGGACUAGGUGGACUUGGACAUCUUGCCGUGCAGUAUGCCAACAAGAUGGGCUAUGAGGUUGCUGUGCUUUCGUCCGGCGACGACAAGGCCGACUUUGCGAAGGAAUUGGGCGCGCACCACUACAUUAAUACAAAGACGUCUGAUGGCCCUGCUGAACUGACCAAGCUUGGUGGCGCGGAUAUCAUUGUUCAAACAGCGCCUAACCCUGAGGUCGUGGGCAAAUUGGUUGCCGGUCUUGCCCCUGGUGGGAAACUUCUGUGUCUUGCUCCUGUUGGCGGUGUUCAGUUUGAUACUGUUGCCAUGGUUCUUGGUGGUCGCAGCGUGGCGGGAUGGCCGUCGGGUCACGCAUUGGACAGCGAGGAAGCUAUUCGCUUUGCUCAGACCCAUAACAUCAAGUGCAUGAUUGAGAAGUAUGCGUUUGCUGACGUCCAAAAGGCGGUUGAUAGCUUGGUUGCUGGAAAGCCUCGGUUCCGUAACGUUCUUGUGAUGGGUGGUGGAAAGUAA
Messenger RNA from Pochonia chlamydosporia 170, 1032 nucleotides. RefSeq names its product zinc-binding dehydrogenase. NCBI's taxonomy places the organism in Eukaryota, Fungi, Ascomycota, Sordariomycetes, Hypocreales, Clavicipitaceae. The record is from RefSeq and is a predicted model, not a curated record. The transcript has a single exon. Gene Ontology annotation, molecular function: zinc ion binding; oxidoreductase activity. Bases 1 to 1032 code for a protein of 343 amino acids.